This is a messenger RNA of Puccinia graminis f. sp. tritici CRL 75-36-700-3, 3463 nucleotides long. RefSeq lists its product as uncharacterized. The record is from RefSeq and is a predicted model, not a curated record. The transcript has 12 exons. Bases 1 to 3261 code for a protein of 1086 amino acids. Lineage: Eukaryota; Fungi; Basidiomycota; Pucciniomycetes; Pucciniales; Pucciniaceae.
AUGCCAUUCAACUUCUCACUCGCCUCGACUGCAACCUCAGACGCAAGUGCCCGCACUCCCCAUGGAUCUUUCCCGUUUCUGACUGGCACGGAUGCGAAAUUCAUAAGUGAUAUCAUACAGCGAACCCCACGAAACACCCCAACAUUCAGUACCCUUUUAACCGGUUUCAAUGAACUCUUGGAUGAACAACAACUGGACCCUCAAUCACGCGAAAAGUAUUACUCUUUACUACUCAAGCUUAGUCUGGUGGCUGGUCAGGACUGGCACGAACGAUGGGCUCGGGUUUGCGCUAGUCAAGGCUUGGAGCCGAGGGAAAAUGAGACAACCCACAAUUUGCUGCAGCUUUCGCCCCCAUCAAACUCUCAGGACGGCCUUGACAGUAGCAUGGAAGAUGCUUCCCGUACCAUACGUGCCAACCCGCUACACACUCAUCCCGAUUCACCUCCCUUACAAUCGCCCACUUCUACGCGACUAACCCUGCCUCGCAUGACGUAUCGGCAGCAAACCCAAUCGACUCCAAACAAGCUAACGCGUUUCACUCCAUCGCGAGUCAAUUCAGCUUCUACAAUAUCAACAGCAGACUCGACCGAAGACACUGGCCUCGAUUUGGGCUCGCGCUUUGUGGAUCCCCUCGACGCACUCUCUGAUCGCGUUCGGCGCGAAGCCUUGCUCCAAUUAGGAUUUCAUACAUGGAAACACCUGUCCAACUAUUGGUUGAUGGCGAACAAGGAAGCAGAUCUUGGUAGGGGAAGAUUGGUCGUUGGAUAUGCUUGGCGCAAGUGGAGAUCGAGAUUUGGGAAACGUCAGCGAGAAAUCAGGAUGGUAGAUAGUGUCGCCAAAACAAGGUCCAAGUCCGCCAUCUUGAUCCGAUGGAGAGCCGCAACAACCGAAAAACAGAGAAUCAGACGCAAAAACUACGAAAACCAAGCUAUCAACCAAGUCCAGAACUUGAUGAACAGAAAUCUAUCGGUUCAGAUUUUCACCAAAUGGACACUUCUAACCAAGCUCUCGAUCACCCAAAAGCAUAGAGAUAGCAAUCUGAAGAGUCUAGUCCUUAACCAAUGGGCAGAUCAAUUCUCCAGGAUCUGUCGGAUGACUAAGCUGGCGGACAGGCAUCACGGAGACGUGAAUGUGAACAACUCACUUAGAAGGAUGGUCGCUCAUUGGAGAUGGAAAUCGGAUUUGGUACUCAAGGAAUUCCACAUCGUUCAAGUCUCUGACCAACAUCUUCAAAUCGAAGUUUUGGCUCAAUGGCGUCAGCUGGCGAUUUCAUUCCGAUUGGCCCAUGAUUUCUGGGUAAGAACCGCUCAAAGAAGAUGGAUCCGAGUGUGGGCCUAUCGUAGAUACCGAUUAAAGGAAAGGGGACGACUCCUGGGAAGAAUCCUAUUGACUAGAUUCCUCAAAAACGCCUUCGGUUCCUGGCUGACUAGGUUCAACAGGAUUCGACAUUACUUAGAUGCCAAGCGACAAGUGUUUCAGAAGAAGCUGGCGAAACGUCUCCAAGUGAAGAUCUUGAAGGCAUGGAGAGAGAGAUACUUGCAAAAAUCAAUCCAGUUGACCGGCCAUGCGGUUGACAGAUAUCGGAUCAGUCUAGUUGCUCGACAUCUGAACCGAUGGAUGAUCGUCUAUUCGAGAAUUCAAGACCUGAAUAAGAGAACGUACUCGGAAUGGAGAAUGGAUCGUUUGAAACGGGUUUGGGCUCUCUGGUCAGCACGUCUCCAACGGGCUAGGAUGCACAGACUUGUCCGGAUCAGGAAACGCAAGAUGUUGAAGAACCGAUUUCAUGAUUGGGUGGUCCUCACGCGUCAGAGGAAAGAAGAUCAGAGGUUGUGUAUGAUCUUCGAAAACAGAGUCGACCCGAUUCGAAAGCUUUGUGUCAUCAGGAUUUGGGUCAAACGAGUUAUCGAUCUCAAAGAACGUACUUUACAAGUCGACCGGAAUUAUGCAAAUCGUGUUCGAAGUAUUUACAUCGACGUUUGGGUCACUCGUAUUUUGGAUAUCCGUCGCUUGAAUGAAUUAGCAAAUGGAUUUGCAGAGAUCCAAAAAAUCGAAUUACGUAGCCGACUAUUAGAUUUUUGGAGGAACACGGUGUCUGAUUCUCGCAGACGAUCAGCAAUACUGGCAGGAUGGUGCGAGUCUCGAGAUAAAAAGACCAUCAGAUCGACGUGGAUCCAUUGGUCAGAUAAAAAUAUUCAACAGAGCUUGAAGUUCCAUGAAGACCAAACUCGAGAAAUGAUUGAUGAUCGAUUGAGGGAGCAAUCCCUCCAAAUCUGGCUGACGAAAACCCAGACAUUACCAGCCUUACGAUUCAAUCGCCAAAGAUUGAAAAUUCGAUGUCUCAGUCAUUGGUCCCAGCUUACUGAAGUUCGACACCUUCGCCGAAUAGCCGUCUCACGCGACCGGAAGGUUGUACUUUGUGAGGCGUUUAAGGUGUGGUGGGGGAAGUGUGCUGCGAUCAAGGCGUCGCGUAUUGUCAGUCGGUUUAGUCGCCCAUCGGCCUUCUCGGGUGGAAACAGACAACGCACCCGAAGCAGUCACCAACUGCCAGAGUUAUCGCGCCAGAACCUGGUCGAGUUACUUUCGAAUCCUUCUUCUCGGCCGGUCAGCUCCCCUGGCCGUCGAUUGAUGGACCUCCCAGUGCCGCCACGCAGACGCGUGAGAGAUGUCCCGCAGAUGUAUGAUUCGACGACCAGCGGUGAGGAAAGCGGCGCACCACACACUCCGCAGAUAUUCCCGCGGAGACCAGAUGGAGAACCACUGCGAAAUGGAGGCCGUCGGGUAGACACAAUGGCAACAGAGAAUAGAUAUCAUCAUGAAGAAACAGACGACACGGAGGAACAAGACACGGAGGAGCAGGAGCAGGAAUGGCAGGAGGCGGUAGAGGAGGAGCUAGAGUCGCAAGAAGAAUUCGAGGAAGAUCAGACAAUCCUCGGGGACGCUAGUGAGAUGGUCGUCGGGGAAGAACCAAGCACGACAGAAACGGAGGCAUUGACUGAGGCAGAGAUUGACAGGAUGAUCCGAAGGCGACUCGGCCCCCGCAGAUUCGGCCCCGGGUCAGCAACUACCACGCGGACACCGAUCACUCAAGCCCUUGAAUCAGACUCGAAUGCCGAGUCCGUAGACUCUCGGCUCCCGAUCGGUUCAUCCAGGAUCACUCACUCCCGCCAGCUACUCAAUCCGCCCUCUUCGGCCCCUUCUCGCGCUAGACAGAAUCAGGUCUUGAUCGGAUUGAGGAAUCUCGAUCUCCGAAGAAGACAGUGAUACAUUCAAUGGAACAUCUGGCUUGCAAUAAACUUGCUCAUGUAAUCAAUUCUUUUUUUGGUACAUCAAUUCGGGGUUUAUCCCAUAUCUUGCUUGCUACCUUGCUUUCAAAAUAAUUUGUUGUACUAUGUUUGAUGUUUUAUUUCUUGAAAUUAUAAUUGGUCAUAACAUACGGACAACUUGAUCUUCCUCCAGAAUCAUG